GCUGAUUGGCUGAACCUCCCGCAAGCUGCCCACCGCAGGAAGCAAGCGCGCUUAUAUUAAAGCUGAGGAGCGCGCUUCUUGUUGUCCAGGGAGUCGCGCGAUUGAGAAAGGUUCAACGCUCCUGCAGAUAAUUCAGAGGUGAGAGAUCAAUCCCACCGAGUCCAUGGCCGUCACACACGGCAGCUGCGUAUGGAUGAUGCUGGUGAGCGCUUGCCUGUCGCUGGUUGCUGGGAGCGACUGCGGGAAGGAAUGUGCACUGUGUGUGUACCAGCUGCUGGGACAGGAGUCAAGAAUCUCCGCCUUGACAUGCUCGCUGGAGUGUGAUGGCAUGUUGGACAGCCAGAAGUUCCGCCUAUGCCAGGAAAUCCUCAUGGGGGAAGAAGAUACCAAUCCUCUCAAUGAAUCCCCUCAUCAGCAGCAGGGGGAGGAAGCAUCCAGCAGCGUCACAACCGAUGGUCAAGAGUCCACAUUGUCAGAGCAUCAGCUAACUAAGAAGUAUGGAGGCUUUAUGAAGCGUUAUGGUGGCUUCAUGGCACGACGCUCUACUCCAGGAGAGCCACCCGAGAGCCCAGGAAACCAGGAUGAAGAGGAAAAUAUUCGCCUGGAAAUCCUGAAGAUUCUCAAUUCUGCGACUGAGCGCAAUGGUGAGGGAGGGGGUCAGGCAGGUGAAGCAGCGAAGAGAUACGGAGGUUUCAUGCGUCGGGCAGAUGGCAAUGCAGCUCAGAGUGAUCUGCUAGAGGCAGUGUUAGGACGGGGACUGAAAAAAAGGUAUGGUGGCUUUAUGCGGCGCGUCGGCAGGCCAGAAUGGCUUGUGGACAGUAGUAAGAAUGGAGGGGUCCUGAAACGUGCAUGGGAGAAUGGUAGCGAGCUACAGAAGAGAUACGGCGGCUUCAUGGACUAGAAAGAUACUGUGCUGAUCCUCAACACGCCCAGUUGACUUGUCUAGCUCCACCAUUUUCAACAAAUCACCCUGUAGUUUGAACUCGUUUGAAUUAAUCACUGAUUAUGUCACAUCAUCUGUAUAAAGUGCUGGUCCCUUAAUGAUUAAAACAUGCUGUUCAGAUAUUCACACUGAUUUUGGCUGCCCUUUUUUAUUUAUCCAUCCAUCCAUCCAUCGUCGCCCGCUUAUCCGUUGCCGGGUCACGGGGGCAGCAGCUUCAGGAGGUCACACCAAACG
Molecule: messenger RNA, 1177 nt
Organism: Synchiropus splendidus (mandarinfish)
Lineage: Eukaryota; Metazoa; Chordata; Actinopteri; Syngnathiformes; Callionymidae
Product: proenkephalin-A-like
Exons: 3
Coding region: 164-901 (245 amino acids)
Biological process (GO): sensory perception; neuropeptide signaling pathway; chemical synaptic transmission
Cellular component (GO): axon terminus; neuronal cell body; plasma membrane
Molecular function (GO): opioid receptor binding
Source: RefSeq, a predicted model, not a curated record